AUAUUAUUUUCCUCAAAGUUACUACUUAGUUUUGCACGAGCUCUUUGCAGUCCAGAGCGCGCUCCCGUUGACUCUUUUCUUCCAGCGUUGCGCGCUCCCGUCUCUCUGACAUUCCGCCUGCUCUCACGUGUUUUCUGUGUAUAAAAGGGUCCCAGUCUCUCAUCAUGUCCACUGUGUCACCAGACAAACGGCGAAAAAUGGAGUCAGCACUGAACCAGCUGAAGAAACACACUGUGGUGGUAGCAGACACCGGGGAUUUUAACGCCAUUGACGAGUACAAGCCACAAGAUGCCACCACUAACCCUUCUCUUAUCCUGGCUGCUGCCAAGAUGCCCGCCUACCACCACCUGCUGGACCAGGCCAUUAAAUACGGCAUCGCCAAAGGCGGCACUGAAGAGGAGCAGGUGUCCAACACAAUGGACAAGCUGUUUGUGAGUUUCGGGCUAGAGAUCCUCAAGAAGGUCCCAGGCAGAGUCUCUACCGAGGUGGACGCCAGACUAUCUUUCGACAAAGAUGAAAUGGUUGCCAAGGCCCUGAGGUUCAUCACUCUCUACAAAGAAGCAGGCAUUGAGAAGGAGCGCGUGCUCAUCAAGCUGUCCUCCACAUGGGAAGGAAUCCAGGCCGGCAGGGAACUCGAGGAGAAGCACGGUAUUCACUGCAACAUGACCCUGCUGUUCUCCUUUGCUCAGGCUGUGGCCUGUGCAGAAGCAAAGGUAACACUUAUAUCACCCUUCGUUGGACGCAUCCUCGACUGGCACAAGGAGAAUACAGGCCGCACAAGCUACGAGCCACACGAAGACCCAGGUGUGCUGAGUGUGACCAAAAUUUACAACUACUACAAGAAGUUUGGCUACAGCACAGUGGUGAUGGGCGCCUCCUUCAGGAACACGGGGGAAGUGAAAGCCCUGGCAGGCUGUGAUCUGCUCACCAUCUCCCCCGGGCUGCUAGCAGAGCUAAGCCAGGACCACAGCACCGUCACAGAGAUGCUCAAUGUAGAGAAAGCCAAGGCCUGUGAUCUGGAGAAGAUCCACCUAGAUGAGAAGGAUUUCCGCUGGCAGCACAACGAGGACCGCAUGGCCGUGGAGAAACUGUCUGACGGCAUCCGCAAGUUCGCUGCUGACGCCAUCAAGCUGGAGACCAUGAUCAAAGAGAAAAUGCUCAAUGUUAAGAACAGCCAGUAAAGGACAGAUUUGGCAGUUAUCAGGUUGCCUGAUGAAAGAAGGUCCGGAGCACUAGGCCUUCCCUGUCCUAAUGUGACCAAACUCCAGGGACCUUCCACCUGAAGGGACACAUUUCCGCUCUUAGUCUUAGGACUAACUCUUAACCUUUCAUGUUUUCUGACCAAACCUAAAUGGUGACUGAUGCUAAUGUUCGUGUGGAGUUGACAUGAGUCAAUAUUUAAAACUUACUAGAAAUUUGACCAGAAAGGGAAAAACGUAUAAUGUCUUAAUUAUGUUUUGACAUCGCUGACCCAUUUUUUGUCAGGAAAGGACCACCUUUUCUUUUCUUUUUUUUAUCUACACCAUUGAGGGUAGAACUUGAUAAAAAAACAUUGUACCGUCAUUCCUCAGAAUAUAAUCUUUUGCUUUUUCAAUGAAUAAAAAUCUGUCAAUA
Etheostoma cragini (Arkansas darter) is the source of this 1614-nucleotide messenger RNA. It is a transcript of the gene taldo1, whose product is annotated as transaldolase 1. NCBI's taxonomy places the organism in Eukaryota, Metazoa, Chordata, Actinopteri, Perciformes, Percidae. Gene Ontology annotation, cellular component: intracellular anatomical structure; cytoplasm. The record is from RefSeq and is a predicted model, not a curated record. Gene Ontology annotation, biological process: pentose-phosphate shunt; pentose-phosphate shunt, non-oxidative branch; carbohydrate metabolic process. Gene Ontology annotation, molecular function: transaldolase activity. The transcript is spliced from 8 exons. Bases 165 to 1181 code for a protein of 338 amino acids.